AUGGAUCCCAACGGCUCUUCUGAGGCCCAUGCCUCCUCGUCGAGCUCGGCCGGAACCCGAGAGGAAGGACGGCAUGUGGACUAUGCUCUUGAUACCCCGGAAGAAAGAGAGGGACGGAAGGAUGUGAAAGAUAGUGGUAGGAGGAGUCAGGAUAGCGAAGACAGUACCGCUUCGCUGAAUCACUAUGGCGCUUGGAUCAAUAGGCAACGAGAAAGAGCGCGGGGACCGCGAGCUAGGUUUGAAGCAUUCUUUAAUGAUCGCUAUCAAAAAUGGAUUAUUGAAGGACUUCUGCGUCAGAAGCCUCUCCCGAAGAGCCGCGAUGGUCGUCAUAUACCCAUCAGCGGCGGUGCCGUCCGUAAGGUGCCGCUGAUUGACGAACGGCGUAGUAACCACUACGUCUCGAAUUUCAUACGCUCUAGUCGAUACACCAAGUGGUCUUUCAUGCCGAAACAGCUAUACUUCCAGUUUAGUAAAUUGGCAAAUUUUUACUUCUUGGUUAUUGCUAUACUGCAGUUGAUACCGGGUUUGAGCACGACGGGUUCGUUCACUACUCUCAUACCCUUACUCGUUUUCGUCUCUAUUAGUAUGGCGAAAGAAGGUUAUGAUGAUUAUAGAAGGUACGUAUUGGACAAGACGGAGAAUCUAGCCCCCGCGUGGGUUCUCGAUCCUGAUGGUACGGUCGAAAAGACGUCGAGUAAGAACUGGUUGGUAGGCUUGACCAAGAAAAACCGUAGUAAGGAGCGGGAAGAGGAAGAGGGAAUGGCAGAGCUGCAAGAUAUGAGCGGGAAUCGGGAGGAAUCUCCGUGGGCGACCAUCCAAUGGCAAAAUAUUCGAGUGGGAGACAUUGUUCGGCUGCGGAGAGACGAUAGCGUACCUGCGGAUAUUGUUAUCCUUCACGCGACCGGUCAUAACGGAGUGGCAUAUAUUGAAACGAUGGCCCUUGACGGCGAGACAAAUCUCAAGAGCAAGCAGGCCUCUUCUUUGCUUGCUAAGCAUUGCGACACGAUUGAAAAGUUAAAGAAUUGUGAAGCUAAGAUCGUAUCUGAGGAUCCUAAUGCCGAUCUGUAUAAAUUUGAAGGCCGUGCUACUCUCAACGGCGAGACUCGUCCGCUCACCAUGAACGAUGUCGUAUAUCGAGGAUCGAUUCUGCGGAAUACUGACGAGUUGAUCGGCUUGGUUAUAAACACGGGCGAGGAAUGCAAAAUACGUAUGAAUGCGAAUAAAGACGUUCGCGCAAAAGCUCCCAAGAUGCAAAGUUUACUUAAUAAGAUCGUUUUUCUUCUUGUUUUGGUUGUCUUGGUUCUUACUAUUGGCUGCAUGGCUGGCUAUUAUGGGUGGCGGAAUGACUACGAGAUACAUGCUCCGUAUCUUCAUGGUGCUGGCGUACCAUUUGAGCAAAUAUGGUUCGGUUUCAUUAUUGCCUUCAAUACCCUCAUCCCAUUAUCCCUGUAUGUAAGUCUCGAGAUCAUCAAGGUCGGGCAAUUUUUUCUGCUAGGUGAUGUGGAGAUGUACGAUCCCGAAACCGAUACGCCUAUGGUUGUCAAUACGACCACCAUCUUAGAAAACCUGGGCCAGGUCAACUAUAUCUUCUCCGACAAAACUGGGACUCUGACAGAGAACAAGAUGCGAUUUCGGAAGCUCAGCGUUGCAGGGACGGCUUGGUUACAUGACAUGGAUAUCAAGCGAGAUCAGCUAGCAUACGAGGCAAAGAUAUCCAAGAUGAAUAUUAAGAAUCCAAACCGGCGUAUCAACGGAGAACCAGAGACGAAUGCGAUACCCGAUAGAGAUGAACGUAUCGAGACUCCGCUGAUUAAUAACCAGGAUCAGUCUUCUUGGGCAUCAAAAACUCUGUCGGGACAUUCUCCGCCUAUACCCAAGACGGAAGCCUUGAUCGAGUAUAUUCGACGAAACCCGAAUACGACCUUUUCAAAAAAGGCCCGGCAUUUUCUCCUCUGCGUGGCACUAUGUCAUACUUGCUUGCCGGAAGUCAAAGAGGACGGUGAAAUAGCUUUCCAAGCUGCGUCCCCUGACGAACUCGCUUUGGUACAGGCUGCUCGCGAUCUAGGUUACCUCCUCAUUGAUCGACCAACGCAGUCUAUCAAGCUCCAGCAUCAAAGCCCCGAAGGAGAGCUUCUCACCGAGACGUACGAGGUACUGGACGUGAUCGAGUUCAGCAGUAAACGGAAGCGAAUGUCAAUCAUCAUACGCAUGCCUGAUAACAAAAUCUGCGUAUUUUGUAAGGGCGCCGAUAAUGUCAUCAUCGCCCUUUUGCGAAAUGCGCUCCUAGCUAAACAGAAAGCCUCCACUGUGGAACGAAGAGCUAGCAAACGGAAAAGCGUAGAAGUUGAGAGGGCUAUGAGUCGUCUAAGCGGGACGUAUAGUCCUAGGAAUAGUCUAAGCUUAAAUAAGCGUAGUAGUGUCUUUCGAAAAGGCAGUCGACGUAAAUCCGUCGAAGCGAAUCGCCGCUCGGCCGUUUCGGAUGACCUCGACACUUGGCUGACGAGGCGUGAGACGUUGGAUUUAGAGGAUGCACCAAUAUACGAUAUGGAUGCUGGUACUCCCCGACAGUCUAUAGCUCUCUCUCCCGUAUUAGUUACGGGAGAUAGCGAGGUUUACGAUGGAGUUGUGGACGAGGUUAUAGCCGCCGACGACGGUGCUAUCUUUGAGAGGUGCUUCCAGCACAUUGGCGAAUUUGCUUCAGAAGGCUUGAGAACCCUCCUUUUUGCUUAUCGUUACAUCAGUGACGAGGAGUACGAGGAGUGGAAGGGUAACUAUAGAGCCGCUACUACGAGCCUGGUGAAUAGGCAAUCACGCAUCGAGAAAGCGGCCGAACUUAUCGAGAAUGAUUUCAGUCUUGCCGGUGCUUCUGCCAUCGAAGACAAACUCCAACAGGGAGUUCCUGAGACAAUUGAAAAGCUUCGUAGGGCAAAUAUCAAGGUUUGGAUGUUGACUGGGGACAAACGCGAAACGGCAAUCAAUAUUGCGCAUUCGGCAAGGUUGGCUAAGCCCUUUUCUGAAAUCUACAUCCUCGAGGCCUCCACGGACGAGCCGGAAGAGUCGAAAGUGUUGAGUAAAUUGAAGCAGAAGAUUAAGUCCAUCUUGGUCGAUGUCACUCGUGGUACGAUAGCUCAUUCCGUCUUGGUCGUCGACGGACACACCUUAGGUGAGAUUGAAAAGGGCGAAACUUUGAAAAUAAUGUUUUACGAUCUCGCCGUUCGUAUGGAUUCUGUCAUCUGCUGCCGAGCUUCACCGUCUCAAAAAGCAGGGUUGGUACGAUGCAUCCGGGAAACGGUACCAUCCUCUUUGACAUUAGCCAUCGGUGACGGAUCAAACGAUAUUGCCAUGAUCCAAGAAUCCCACGUAGGAAUAGGCAUAUCUGGCCGCGAAGGUCUCCAGGCCGCCCGCGUUGCUGAUUAUUCUAUCGCUCAAUUCAGAUUCCUUCAACGACUUCUUCUCGUCCACGGCCGAUGGAUGUACUUGCGCACUGCAAAAUACAUACUUGCAACGUUCUGGAAAGAGCUGGUAUUUUACAUCAUUCAAGCCCAGUAUCAACGUUGGAACGGCUAUACGGGUACGUCGAUCUACGAGUCGUGGAGUUUAACUGUGUUUAACGCACUCUUUACAUCUCUACCUGUCAUCCUGCUCGGUAUGUUCGAGAAAGAUCUCAAGGCGGAGACCUUACUCGCUAUCCCCGAGCUCUAUUCGUUUGGUCAGCGGAGCGAGGCGUUCAACCUCAAGAAGUAUGUGAUGUGGAUGUUUACGGGCGCGGUAGACACGGUCGUCAUCUAUAUGAUGGUCUGGGGCUACUUCAAAGAUAUUCUGUUCACGGAGGGUAAUUCGCUCUUCCCUCUCGGACAGCUAGCAUUUACCAUUGCCGUGGUAUUAAUCAAUAUCAAGAUUCUGAUAUUGGAAUGCCAUCACAAAACGGUAAUCACAUUCGUCGGAUUUGCCCUUUCAAUCAUAGGUUGGUUUCUCUGGAAUUUACUUAUUGGAGCAAUUCAUCCAGUGGAAUUUGGUCCGUACGUUGUGCGCGGCUCUUUUGUGAACGAGUUCGGGAAUAAGCUGGGUUGGUGGGCGGCAGCCGGUGCUACGAUAGCUGCCGUAGUUGCGUUCGAACUUGGCCUUACGGCUUUUCAACGAAUAUACUACCCGCGAGACCAAGAUAUCUGGCAAGAGAUCGAGCGCCAGGGGGGAGUUUCGGAAGUGUUGAAAGAACACGCGGCUGAGGAGGGUCGCGUAGCCUCUCCUUUGGGAGAUCCGGAAGGCCAAAUCAGUAACAAUGAUGCCGAUUUCGAGCAGGGGCGGCCUCUAAGCCCUAUUCUCAGCGCAGCGAAGUCGAAGACCCCCGGGUAG
Messenger RNA from Daldinia childiae, 4353 nucleotides. RefSeq names its product putative phospholipid-transporting ATPase DNF3. The coding region runs from base 1 to 4353 and encodes 1450 amino acids. Gene Ontology annotation, cellular component: plasma membrane. The transcript has 3 exons. Lineage: Eukaryota; Fungi; Ascomycota; Sordariomycetes; Xylariales; Hypoxylaceae. Gene Ontology annotation, molecular function: ATP binding; ATPase-coupled intramembrane lipid carrier activity; ATP hydrolysis activity. The record is from RefSeq and is a predicted model, not a curated record. Gene Ontology annotation, biological process: post-Golgi vesicle-mediated transport; endocytic recycling; intracellular protein transport.